AUGACGAGGAAGAUCUUCACCAACACGAGGGAGCGAUGGAGGCAGCAAAACGUCAACAGCGCCUUCGCCAAGCUGCGGAAACUCAUUCCCACCCACCCUCCGGACAAAAAGCUGAGCAAGAACGAGACGCUGCGCUUGGCCAUGAGAUACAUCAACUUCCUGGUGCAGGUGCUGGGCGGGCCGGGGCUGCCGCCGGCCGGGGCCGCGCGGGGCGGCAUCCUGGGCUUCCUGCAGCAGCCAAGCUUGGGCCAGCCGGCGCGGGCCGAGAGCCGCCCCGGCACCGCCGGCACCACCGGCACCAGCGGCACCGGCACCAGCGGCGCCCCGCGACGGCCGGAGGCAGCGGCUCCGUAG
This is a messenger RNA of Nothoprocta perdicaria, 354 nucleotides long. RefSeq names its product TAL bHLH transcription factor 2 (gene TAL2). Lineage: Eukaryota; Metazoa; Chordata; Aves; Tinamiformes; Tinamidae. Gene Ontology annotation, biological process: regulation of transcription by RNA polymerase II. Bases 1 to 354 code for a protein of 117 amino acids. The record is from RefSeq and is a predicted model, not a curated record. The transcript has a single exon. Gene Ontology annotation, molecular function: protein dimerization activity; DNA-binding transcription factor activity, RNA polymerase II-specific; RNA polymerase II cis-regulatory region sequence-specific DNA binding.